Messenger RNA from Parnassius apollo (apollo), 372 nucleotides. The record is from the annotation of a GenBank genome assembly. NCBI's taxonomy places the organism in Eukaryota, Metazoa, Arthropoda, Insecta, Lepidoptera, Papilionidae.
AUGAGACCAAUUAAAUCAUUUGAAUGUGAAAACUCUAAUCCAUUAAAACUUCUCAAUACACUCACAACACUGAUAGAAUCAGUGAGUCAGAGAAUUUUAAUGCCAAGACCUGUAAACAGAAACUUAUUAGAUCCAAUAACUGACAGGAAUAUUAACCCUAGGCCUUAUCUUGGCUACAUGUUUGAAACUGCUCAACAUAAUUUAGACUCGGAAAUUUUAAAUGUAAUACGACAACGCUGCUUCGCCUUCUUACUGCAAUUACUUAAGGAAUUGCAACAAAGGCUUCCAGACAACUACAAGCAGCUAGAACCAAUGGCGUUGCUAAGUCCAGAUAAGGCAAUAAAACCAAUCAAAUCAAACACUAUCACCUGA